GAUGACCUUGACAAUGGGCCCGCGGCCAUUGCAGCGGCACGGGCAGAGACCGCAUCUGUGCGCUCUGAGUUGGCCAAUCAGCAUGCAGAAUGCCAAGCAUUAAGCGCCAAACACCGGCAUCUUGAGAACCUUGUCCGUGAACUUCAACGCGAUAACGUUGAACUUCGUGAACAGAUCAAUAGGGCUGAAGCUGAGGACGAAAACUCCCUCACUGAGAGCGACAAAUACACCAGGGCUCAAUCCCUGCGGGUUGAAUUGGCGGCGAAAGUGGAACAGAUUGCAGUCUUGGAGGAGCGCUUGGCAAAAGCGGAAGCCGCUAACGAUGUUCUCAAUGCUCAACUCAAGUCUAACCAGGUUAGAACUCACACAUUCUCUAAGAGGAAUUAUGUUUGGCAAGCCACUGAAAAUAGCAGAACAGAAGAUGAGGUCUCUCAAGGUCUUCAUCUGACUGCCCAUGUGGCACAGCAAUUGGCGACCGAAUUGGAAGGUAUCGACGUUCUGAAUGCAGAGAGCCUUCUUGAAUCAGUUCGGAAUCUCAAAAGGUACAGUUUCUAUGGCAAAUGUGUUCAGAGAGCAAAUACUUACUUGGCAAUGAUAUGCCAAUAG
Messenger RNA from Rodentolepis nana, 606 nucleotides. NCBI's taxonomy places the organism in Eukaryota, Metazoa, Platyhelminthes, Cestoda, Cyclophyllidea, Hymenolepididae. The record is from the annotation of a GenBank genome assembly.